AUGAAAUCACUGCCAAGGCAAGCAUGGUUAGGAAAGUUUCCCGCCUCAUCAUGCACAAAACUUCGACGCACUUUUAGCGCCCGCAAUAUCAACGCUCGUAACGACAAGCAAACAGAUACUAAUCCGCCCAUUCAAGUUUUCGAGAAAAACAUAACAAAAGACGCUCUAGAAGGGCUUAUACGAAAUCAUUGGAAUCUCUAUAAGACGAAUAAAGUGCACUGCGCAACGAAAAACACAAUUUCACCAAUUAGUAAAAUCAUUACCGAAACAGCUCGAGCAGACACUUCAAAGCAUUUUAAAACAUCCCGCACUUAUCGUUCAUUUCUACGAUGGGAACUGCUGCGAAACAUUACGAAUUCAACUAAGCUACCAGCACUACUGGCUUUGCUAAAGAAGUCGGAUGACUUGCUUUUUGACCUUUAUCAUACCGACGACAAACCAUAUUUGAUUGACAGUCUUAUCACAAAUUGUUUAAAAUACAAUGAUAUUGCUAACGCAGUGAACCUUUACAUCUGGUAUUACACGAACAUUGCAAGCACCGUUCCUGACUUGAAUAUAGCGGCAUCAAUGAUCAACGCAAUUGCUUUCUCAAGUCCAUAUACAGACAGGGUGAGCCUUCAAAGCUUUUUGUUGAUAAUGAACUUCCUCUCUCAAAGAAAAGUUAAUUUCCGACUUACAGAGCAGAAUGCUACCCAAAUAUGCGGGAAGGCGAUGUCCCAACUGAACAGUACGCUGAACAAAGAUGUUCUGAACAUUGUUUUAGAUGUACCAUUUGAUGAAGAUAAUACAGUGAGAAAUCUUCAAAUAAGAACAUCAUAUUCCCUAAUAAAGGAGGAUUUUAAGAGAAACAAUCCUGCUGGAGUACUAUACCAAUGGAAAUCGGUUCAGAACCACUACAAAUCUAUGACCAAUCAUGAUUCCAGAAUACUUUAUCAAGUAAUCAAGCUAUUCACAAAACAAAGGUCAUACCGCAUCCAUUGCCGCCAAAUUAUCAAAAAAUUAGAACCCGAAUAUUAUGUUAACAAUGCUCUACUACUGCCUUCUCUUAUCAACUUCGCAACAAAAACAAACAAUUUACCUUUAGCAAGCAAAAUAAUGUCCGAUAUCACAAAAUACUCAAACGCAAAAACUCAAUCCUGCAAUCUAACGUCAAGACUAACGUUGUCAACAUUAUUGAGAUUACACCUACAUUUUAAGGACUCAUCAGGGGUUGAAAGAAUACUCAAACAGAUAAGGAGCACGAAUAGCGACAUUUCAGGAAGUGACUACCAGGCAAUAGUUUUACAUCUUCUUAAGACAGACACAGAUGAGGACUUGCUUAAAGCAGUUGCUUUAGCAAAGAGUGUCAAAGGAAAACAAUGUUUUCCUUCAAUAGCAACGAUAGUAAACAAGCUCGCUGGAACUUACAAACAAGCAAAGAAUCCAAACAGCAUAAGGGACAGGUCUAUAAUACAGAAUCUUUUAAACACCGCAGAUGUGAUAGAUCCUAGACAUAUGGACAAAUUAUGGGACAUAGUAGCUUCCGUUUACACCAAGACCUUAACAACCUACAGGAAAAAAACUAUAACGCAAAUGCUUCAAAAGGGCAACAAAGUGGCUCAUAAAACAGAAUCAUCUGCUGACCUUUUGAAGUACUUAUUUAUUAAAUCCUGCAACAGACCUGCUUGCGAAUCAACAGCAGAUCCUUUCAACACACCAAACACUAAUGAUAUAAACCUCAAGUUAACGAAAAACAAUAAAUUAGUAAUUUUGAGGACAAUUGCUAAGGAAGCCAGGUUCGUUAAUAAACUGCACUUAUUAAGGUGGUGUGUUACAGAAAUGAUAAAGGCUGGCAUGCCAUUAUAUGAAGUGGAACUAGAAUGGAAUGUUAUGGAGAAACAUCAAAUGAGAAGGUGCAGCUUUACUGACAGGCAUUCGAUAACACAUAAUCUAAAGGAACAUGGUAUCAAAAACUUCAAAAGCGUAAUUCAAACAAAUUGA
Lachancea nothofagi CBS 11611 is the source of this 1980-nucleotide messenger RNA. NCBI's taxonomy places the organism in Eukaryota, Fungi, Ascomycota, Saccharomycetes, Saccharomycetales, Saccharomycetaceae. The record is from the annotation of a GenBank genome assembly.